Messenger RNA from Pezoporus flaviventris, 2569 nucleotides. RefSeq names its product regulatory factor X2 (gene RFX2). The coding region runs from base 301 to 2481 and encodes 726 amino acids. Gene Ontology annotation, cellular component: nucleus. The transcript is spliced from 18 exons. Gene Ontology annotation, biological process: regulation of transcription by RNA polymerase II. Gene Ontology annotation, molecular function: RNA polymerase II cis-regulatory region sequence-specific DNA binding; DNA-binding transcription factor activity, RNA polymerase II-specific. The record is from RefSeq and is a predicted model, not a curated record. NCBI's taxonomy places the organism in Eukaryota, Metazoa, Chordata, Aves, Psittaciformes, Psittacidae.
UCCCCAUCCCCAUUGGCCCAACCCGCUCCUAAUCCCUCCCCUCUCGUGACAGACAGCCACAGAGCCAAUGGGCUGCGGCGCCUCUCCGGACACGCCCACCCUCCCCAGGCCGCGGAUUGGGCGGGGCCGGGCGGUGACGUGCGAGGGAGAGGGUAGCAACAGUUGCCUCGAGACCCGGCGGCAGGCGCCAUAGUGACCGUAGCCCUGGAGACUGUUACUUGCCAACGGGAGCAACGCGCGGCCCCGGCGGCCGGAGCCCAGCGCAGCCCGCGGCGCCCGGCGGGGAGGGCAGCAGUGAGCAUGCAGAGUUCCGAGGGUGGAUCAGACUCAGCAGCUUCCGUGGCACUUCACACCUCAGCGUCAGCCCAAGCUCCGGUGGUGCAGCUGGUGCCAUCGUCGCAGCAGAGGGUUUUGGUCCAAGCCACGGGCUCUGCUCCCAAAGGAGCGCAGAUGCAGCAAAUCUCUGUUCCCAGAGUCCAUCAGGCUGCACAACAGGUGCAAGCCGUGCAGCAUGUAUAUCCAUCCCAGGUCCAGUAUGUGGAAGGAGGAGAAGUUGUUUAUACCAAUGGAACCAUACGAGCUGCCUACUCCUACAACACGGAAGCUCAGAUUUACGCCCCCAGCAGCGCAGCAUCCUACUUCGAACCGCAGGGAGGUGGAGCUCAGGUGACUACAGCGGCAUCCUCCUCUCCUACAGCCAUUCCCUCUCACAACAUGGUGGGCAUCACCAUGGACAUUGGGGGAAGUCAGAUCCUCUCCGGCUCGGGAGCCUAUCUCAUUCAUGGGGGGAUGGAAAACACUAGACAUUCUCUGUCACAUACUUCACGCUCCUCUCCAGCAACGCUUGAAAUGGCGAUUGAAAACCUACAAAAAAAUGAAGGGAUUACAUCACACAAAAGCAGUUUGCUCAACAGCCAUCUCCAGUGGUUGUUGGACAACUACGAGACAGCGGAAGGCGUCAGCCUUCCCAGGAGCUCCCUCUACAACCAUUACCUGAGGCACUGCCAGGAGCACAAACUGGAUCCGGUGAACGCUGCUUCCUUUGGGAAGCUCAUCCGCUCAGUGUUCAUGGGGCUGAGGACCCGUCGCCUGGGAACCAGGGGAAACUCCAAAUAUCACUAUUAUGGGAUCCGCCUAAAGCCGGAGUCUCCGCUGAACCGUUUGCAGGAGGAUACGCAGUACAUGGCAAUGAGGCAGCAGCCCAUCCACCAGAAGCAAAGGUAUAGACCAGCUCAGAAGAUGGAUGGAAUGUCAGAGAGUGGCUCCAACAGUAACUCACACACUACGCCAGAGCAAUCGGUUGCCGCUCAAAGUCAGCAUCACCAGCAGUUCAUAGAUGUAACCCAUGUCUUUCCUGAGUUCCCAGCCCCUGAUGUAGGCAGCAUCCUCUUACAAGAAGGGGUGACCAUGAAUGAUGUGAAAACUCUGCAGCUUCUUUACAGGCAACACUGCGAGGUGACUUUGGAUGUUGUCAUGAAUCUUCAGUUUCAUUACAUUGAGAAACUGUGGCAAUCCUUCUGGAGUCCUAAAACACCAUCUAGUGAUGGCUCUACUGCUCUGCCGUCCAGUGAGGAGCAUGAAGCAACCCUCUCGAAAGAGAAGCUGAUCAGUCUGUGCAAAUACGAGCCCAUCCUCAAGUGGAUGAGAAGCUGUGAUCACAUCUUGUACCAGGCCCUGGUGGAGAUUCUCAUCCCAGACGUGCUCAGACCAGUGCCCAGCACACUCACCCAGGCGAUCCGUAAUUUUGCCAAGAGUUUGGAAGGGUGGCUGAUGAAUGCCAUGAGUGAUUUCCCCCCCGAGAUUGUGCAGACCAAGGUCGGGGUGGUGAGUGCCUUCGCGCAGACCUUACGGAGAUACACGUCCCUGAACCACCUGGCCCAGGCUGCCCGGGCUGUGCUGCAGAACACCUCGCAGAUAAACCAGAUGCUCAGUGACCUCAACCGGGUCGACUUUGCCAACGUGCAGGAGCAAGCGUCAUGGGUGUGCCAGUGCAAGGAAGGCAUGGUACAGAAGCUGGAGCAGGAUUUCAAGCUCACCCUGCAGCAGCAGAGCUCUCUGGACCAGUGGGCAAGUUGGCUGGAUAACGUUGUUACUCAAGUCCUGAAGCACCAUGAGGGCAGUCCCAGCUUCCCCAAGGCAGCCAGGCAGUUCCUGUUGAAAUGGUCUUUCUAUAGCUCCAUGGUGAUCCGGGACCUCACCCUGCGCAGUGCUGCCAGCUUUGGCUCCUUCCACCUCAUUCGCCUGCUCUAUGAUGAGUACAUGUUUUAUCUGGUAGAGCAUCGUGUUGCCCAGGCAACGGGGGAGAUGCCAAUUGCCGUCAUGGGAGAGUUUGGUGACCUCACAUCCCUGUCCCCAACGCUGCUGGACAAAGAUGACGUUGGUGACCUGGGCAGCGAGGUGGACACCGACUCCCGGAGCAUGGGGGAGCCGCUGGUGAAGCGGGAGCGCAGCGACCCUGGCUACUCCCUGCAGGAGAUCUGAAACGGGGACUCGGCUUUUCUCCAGCUGGGGGAAGACGUCCGGAGCCAGGUUUGGUGCUCGCAAGCCUGAGUCUCCUGUGUCUGCGUUA